Molecule: messenger RNA, 2130 nt
Organism: Thelazia callipaeda (thelaziosis nematode)
Lineage: Eukaryota; Metazoa; Nematoda; Chromadorea; Rhabditida; Thelaziidae
Source: the annotation of a GenBank genome assembly
AUGACAGAGGUGCUCCUUGGUCCCGAUUUAGGCACAUCACUUCAGCCAGACAAGGUUCCAGAAAAUUCUCUGAAGAAUGGAGCACCACGUUCUGAAUUCUUUUUGAUGACUGGGGAUAAAAUGAUUAUUUUAAGCCAUAAAUUAUCUCCACGAUACGCAGAGAUGCAUUACGAACAGUUGCCACCAACAACAGAAACUGCAGAUUUACUUGCACCAAGAAAACCAUUUGAUGAUUUUCCUACGUUAAUGCAAGAAAACUCAAGGGCUAGAAGAUUCAGUCCAGAAACAGCAGUCCCUGCAUCACAGUCUGAAAGCGGAUUGCAUGAAAAGGAACAUCUUCAGGAUAUGAUCAAUGAUGAAAAGAAUUCUUCGGUCACGGUAAAUAUGGAUAGGAAUAAUCAGUGCGUCCUGGUCCGCGAAAAUGGAUCUGUAGCUACUGUUUCAUUAUCAUCAAAUUAUAAUAAUUUUGUGAUUCCUCAUAGUCCAGAAAUCAAGCGUUCUGUCACUGUAAAACCAUUUGAAGCCAGUCAUAGUGAACCAAACAGUCCUGCAAAGGCAUCUGUUCCCAUUUUAAACAAUUUUGUAUCAACAGUGAGAUGUCCAUCUCCUUCAGAUUACGAUAGAAUAUCAGAUUUUGAUACCGAAGCGCCCAUACGACUUGCCAAAAGGCUAUUUACAUUAGAUGGUUUUAAAAAAGAAGAUGUUGCUGCACAUUUGUCGAAACUGAAUGAAUUUGGCAUAUCAGUUGCUGAAGAAUACUGCACUUUGUUCAAUUUUUCGGGGAUUCGGUUAGAUGCAGCGUUACGUGAUUUUCUAUCGAGGUUUUUUCUGACUGGGGAAACUCAGGAAAGAGCUCGUAUCAUCGAACAUUUUGCUAAACGUUAUCAUGAAUGCAAUCCGACGCUCUUCAAAAGCAUAGACCAAGUCCAUGCGCUGACCUGUGCUUUAUUACUGUUGAAUUCGGAUCUUCAUGGUCCGAAUGUUGGAAGGAGGAUGUCUAGUCGAGAUUUCGUGGAUAAUCUGGGCCAAACAGACCACAUUUUUGACUGUUCUCUGUUGAAAACUUUAUAUUUAGCUAUCAAAGAACAACCUAUUAAAUGGGUUGGUGAAUUAAAUGCACUAACUAAUGAUGUAUCAGUGUUAGAGGAUACUGCUUCGCAAUUAUGUGAAAAAAAAAAAAAGGUUUUAUCAAAAUCGCGGUCAACAGUGGGUGACGAUGAUCAGAUUGAGUAUAAAUCUGGUUGGGUCGUGAAGAAGUGUUUAUUUGACAGGGAUGGAAAACGAACUCCAUUUGGUCGCCGUGGUUGGAAGAUGGUUUAUGCUCGACUUCGUGGAAUGGUUCUAUAUUUGCACAAAGAUGAAAACGGUUUCCGUCGUGGUUUUUUCCAGACUUUCAAUAAUGCUAUUCUCUUACAUCAUGCACUAGCGGAGAAGUCUGAAACCUAUAGUAAAAGGCAACAUGUAUUCAAGUUACGGACGGCUAAUUUCGGUGAAACACUUUUUCAAACAAGUGAUCCAAAUGAAGUACAACAGUGGGUUGAUACAAUUAAUUACGUUGCUGCAGCAUUUUCUUCUCCAGCGCUACCAGCUCCUGUUUCAAAUCAAACUGAUGUUUUUCAUAAACCGUUAUUACCAAGCGCGCCAUCAAGCUUGUCCAUAUCUGAACAAUUGAAAGUUCAUGAAGAGAAAGAGGAAGAAAUGCGGCUAAGAUUUGAAGAGCUUAUGAAAAAAGCACCUUCUUUAAAAGCUAAGGGUCAUGUUGUACAAGAAUUUUUCUACAAAGAACAUUUUCUGCAUCAGGAAAAGAAACGUUAUCAACGCUAUGCCGAAAUUUUGCGUGAACAUCUUAGCGCUCUCUCACCAUCACAUUCUAUGGCAAUACGUGUUGACCCUCUCAUAGGAAUCUAUCGAAUGGGUGAUACUCGAAGGUCACCUGGUACUAUGCAAAGCAAAGUAGUUGGAUAUACAGGUGUUGUUGAGGAAGAGCCAGAGGCAGAAGCAAAGGCUGAAAAAGCUGAAGCGGAAGAUUCUGAUUUAGAAUCCAUUAAUUCAGAUACAAGCACUAGCCGAUAUAGUUAUCAGGAAGCAAUAUUGCAAAAUCCAGGUUCUUCUUUGGUUUUGUCUAAGUGA